Molecule: messenger RNA, 414 nt
Organism: Phascolarctos cinereus (koala)
Lineage: Eukaryota; Metazoa; Chordata; Mammalia; Diprotodontia; Phascolarctidae
Product: fatty acid-binding protein 12-like
Molecular function (GO): lipid binding
Source: RefSeq, a predicted model, not a curated record
UUGUUCUCUAACUAAAUGGUUGAUCAUCUCCUGGGAACAUGGAAAUCAACUUCUUGUGAAAAUUUUGAUGAAUAUAUGAAACAACUGGGAAUAGGAUUAGCUAGCAGGAAGCUGAGCAGUCUGGCCAAACCUGUUCUGACCAUCAGUGCAAAAGGGGACUUGAUUAUCAUCAAGACCAAAAGCAUCUUUAAAAAUGAUGAAAUCUCUUUUAAGCUGGGAGAGGCAUUUGAAGAAACCACACCAGAUGAGCGAAAAACUAAGAGCAUUGUACCCUUGGACAGUGGCUCAUUGACUCAUGUGCAGAUUUGGGAUGGCAAAGAGACUACCAUAAAGAGAAAGCUGGUGGAUGGGAAAAUGGUGGUGGAAAGUGCCAUGAAUGACAUUACCUGUACUCAAACAUAUGAGAAAGUAUGA